Alosa sapidissima (American shad) is the source of this 2530-nucleotide messenger RNA. It is a transcript of the gene puf60a, whose product is annotated as poly-U binding splicing factor a. The coding region runs from base 514 to 2115 and encodes 533 amino acids. Gene Ontology annotation, biological process: mRNA splice site recognition; regulation of alternative mRNA splicing, via spliceosome; alternative mRNA splicing, via spliceosome. The transcript is spliced from 14 exons. Gene Ontology annotation, cellular component: catalytic step 2 spliceosome; precatalytic spliceosome. Gene Ontology annotation, molecular function: RNA binding. Lineage: Eukaryota; Metazoa; Chordata; Actinopteri; Clupeiformes; Clupeidae. The record is from RefSeq and is a predicted model, not a curated record.
AUAUACUACCUCAUGCACGCAUAUAAUUAAGUGGUAUUGUUUAUAUUUACAGCACUGAAAUUCAGCAAACAUUUGCCAUCCAAUUGAGAGACACAAUGAUUGUAGCGAGGCUAAGUCAUUCAAACUCAACAUUUUAACUAUUAGCUAACCAGCUAGCUAUCGUUAGCCUAAUGUGGAUUGGAAAUGCGAGAGCGGGAUUUUGUUCAUUGAGCUAGGCCUUGUGCUAGUUAGCUUGGAUGGCUAUCUAGAAAACAGGCUUGGAUAUGCUAACGUUAUUCUGUUGAAUCUACCGAUUAGACUCUGAUUUGAACUGUAUAAGCUCUCCAUAUUUAAUAUCUCCCCACGGGUAACGUGCAGCAGGACACCCCAACGGAGAGCAGGUGCUAGAGCGUAUCUCUUGACUGUACUAUAUUUCCAAAACCAAUGGCAGAACUAUUUGGGUUCAAACCUCCUUAAGGAGGGCAGUGCACCACUCUGGAGUUCAUAUGAGCAAAGGGCGGCCAGGCUCUGACAAUGGAGAAUGGACAGGGCACCGGCUCAAAACUUGGCCUGCCGCCUCUCACGCCCGAGCAACAGGAGGCGCUGCAGAAGGCGAAGAAGUAUGCCAUGGAGCAGAGCAUCAAGAGUGUCCUGGUUAAACAGACCCUCGCCCAACAGCAACAACAGAUAAACAACAUACAGAUGGCCUCGUUGUCAAUGGGCUUUGGAGAUCCUCUCUCACCAUUGCAAUCGGUGGCAGCACAGCGGCAACGAGCCCUGGCCAUCAUGUGCCGCGUCUACGUGGGCUCCAUCUACUACGAGUUGGGCGAGGACACCGUCCGGCAGGCCUUCGCUCCCUUUGGUCCCAUUAAGAGCAUAGACAUGUCCUGGGAUUCUGUUACUAUGAAGCAUAAGGGUUUUGCAUUUGUGGAGUAUGAAAUGCCAGAGGCUGCUCAGUUAGCGCUAGAGCAAAUGAACUCGGUCAUGCUUGGUGGGAGGAACAUUAAAGUUGGAAGACCAAGCAAUAUUGGUCAGGCCCAACCAAUCAUCGACCAGUUAGCAGAAGAAGCGCGGGCUUUCAACAGAAUUUACAUUGCCUCAGUCCACCCGGAUUUGUCAGAUGAUGACAUUAAAAGCGUCUUUGAGGCCUUUGGAAGGAUCAAAUCCUGUACAUUAGCACGAGACCCCACUACAGGGAAACAUAAAGGCUAUGGAUUCAUAGAGUACGACAAGCCGCAAUCGUCGCUGGACGCCGUGUCGUCCAUGAACCUCUUUGACCUAGGGGGCCAGUACCUCCGCGUGGGCAAGGCUGUGACGCCGCCCAUGCCCCUCCUCACGAACACCACGCCUGGCGGCCUGCCCCCAGCAGCCGCAGUGGCAGCUGCUGCUGCCACCGCCAAAAUCACUGCCCAGAUGGCAUGGAAUCUGUCCCAGCCGGAGAAUCGGACAGAAGACUUCCUACACUGUCUGGAAGCAGUGGCGGGCGCUCAGAUCCUGGGGGCAAUGACAGGCGCGGCAACAGGCCUGCAACUGCCUCAAGCAGUCAUGGCAGCGCAAGCUCCAGGAGUCAUCACAGGGGUGACUCCAGCGCGGCCAGCCAUGCCCGUCCUGCCCCAGGUGGGGUUGGUCAACCCAGUGCUGUCCUCGCCACCGGCUAUGGCCACGGCGGUUGCAGCGGCAGCAGCUGUAGCUGCAGCCCAUGAAGCCAAGACGGAAGAAGAGGAGGCAUCCCUGGACGGUACGGGCCAGGAGAUGCUGAGCGAGCAGGAGCAUAUGAGCAUCUCUGGCAGCAGUGCCCGGCACAUGGUCAUGCAGAAGCUACUCCGGAAACAAGAGUCCACUGUCAUGGUCCUAAGGAACAUGGUGGGUCCAGAAGACAUCGACGACGAGCUUGAGGGUGAAGUCACAGAAGAAUGCGGCAAGUUUGGCGGCGUGAACAGAGUCAUCAUCUACCAGGAGAAGCAGGGCGAGGAGGAGGACGCCGAGGUCAUAGUCAAGAUUUUUGUGGAGUUCUCUGCGGCAGCGGAGAUGAACAAGGCCAUUCAGGCACUCAACAACCGCUGGUUUGGAGGCCGCAAGGUCGUUGCGGAGGUCUAUGACCAAGAACGUUUUGACAACAGUGAUCUCUCGGCAUAGACACUGCAAUCCUGCCCCUCCUCCCACAAACCUUUCCCCUCUUCUGCUAUCAAACACAGCUGCCAAGCACUGCUCCCUCAGUGGUGCGGGCCCCACUUUUUAACUUGUAAUUAUUUUUUAUCAAUGUUCAUAUUAAUAUUAUUAAUGAUCCCUUUUAGGGACAAAGGCAAGUAAUGGAGAUGCUCAUGGAUUCUUUUUUUUUUUUUUAUUACUGUUGCCUACUGUGAAGGACUGGAUAUUUGUUUUUGUAUUGGUUUGUUUUUCUUUUUGUUUCCUUUUUUUUGCUCCCCCCUAAUUAUAGUUUAAAUUCGGUUACAUUGUUUCUUUUUAUGAUCUGAAAGACUCCAGAGGACUCUUAUCUUGUUAUAUAGCUCUGUUUCAGAUGCCCAGGAACAAUAAAUUCUCAAAGUCUGAA